Trichoplax adhaerens is the source of this 2361-nucleotide messenger RNA. RefSeq lists its product as uncharacterized. The coding region runs from base 1 to 2361 and encodes 786 amino acids. The record is from RefSeq and is a predicted model, not a curated record. Lineage: Eukaryota; Metazoa; Placozoa; Uniplacotomia; Trichoplacea; Trichoplacidae. Gene Ontology annotation, biological process: Notch signaling pathway; membrane protein ectodomain proteolysis. The transcript has a single exon. Gene Ontology annotation, cellular component: plasma membrane. Gene Ontology annotation, molecular function: metalloendopeptidase activity.
AUGGCUGUCUAUCUAAGCCAAUGGCUUAAUAAAGCGAUCGUUCUCUCCCUUUUGCUGUUAUUUUACGCUGUGUUCUGCUUCGCUUUGGUAAGAAAGAAUUUAAAUGGCAAUAUUGACGUGUAUGACACACUAAAUUACGACACAACUCGUCUUCGAAAAUCCAAUCGCAUCAAGAGAUCGGUCGGCGACAGUCCUGUAAGCCUGAACUUUCGGGCUUUUGAUCGUCACUUUAAACUUCGCUUAGAACCUGACAAUGGACUAUUUACGAACGAUUUUAUUGUUGAAUCAUCCGGAAAACCGUAUAUGUUCGACCGAAGUAUCGUAAUGAAAGGCAAACUAGCUGAUGAGUCAGAUUCUGAAGUUUACGGUACAAUAGUGGAUGAUAAGUUUCAUGGAAAAAUUAUUUCCAACGGAGAUGAAUACUACGUAGAAUCUAGUAAACCUUAUUUCUCAUCACCAGAGAAAUUUCACUCUGUUAUUUAUCGAAAGUCUGAUAUAAGAUUUAAACGAUCACAUCCUAUCAGCGGGUGUGGAAUUGACCAAGAAGUAGCAAAGAAAAUAGAAGAAGUCAGGCAAAUGAAACGUCCGUUAAAUGCGCGUAAAAAUUCCGAAGAAAAUAUACAACGUGGUUCCCGCGAAUUGCCGACUCAAAACACCUGCCAGUUGUUAGUGCAAGCUGAUCAUACGUUUACUAAGUAUUACGAUAAUAAUAUUGAAACAGCGACUGGAGUUCUAAGUAAUCUGGUUCAAAGUGCUACAAGAAUGUAUGCAUCAACUGAUUUUGAUGGUGAUGGCCUCGCAGAUAAUAUUGGCUUUAUUAUCAAAAGAAUAAAGAUCAAUACUACAGCAGAUGCUUCUCAACCUAACAAUCCUUUCGCUCCAGCUAACAUUGGCGUAUCCAAGUAUCUAGAUAUAGCCUCACAAGCUAAUCACAACGAUUUUUGUCUGGCUGUGACUUUUGCUAAUCGCGACUUCGAAAAUGGAGUAUUAGGGCUGGCUUGGGUAGCUGGCGCUGGUGGUGCUGGUGGUAUUUGCGAUCGAUUUCAACCCUAUAAAGGACAAUCAAUGAGUUUGAAUUCAGCCAUAGUUACUAUUCUGAACUAUGGAUCUCACGUAAGCACAGCAGUGACAGAGGUUACUCUAGCACAUGAGCUUGGUCAUAAUUUCGGAUCUCAACAUGACCCAACAACUAAUCCAACUUGUGCUCCUGGUGGUUCUGUAGGUAACUUUAUUAUGUAUCCAAAAGCAACGGCCGGUAAUAAGGUUAAUAACAAGAAAUUUUCUAGCUGCAGCAAAAACUACAUUAAGCCUAUAUUAAAUAGUAGAGCUACGAACUCUGGCGGUUGUUUCCGCUCAAGAGAAGCAGCAAUUUGUGGUAAUGGGGUAGUUGAGGCAGGUGAAGCCUGUGACUGUGGCUAUCGGCAGCGAUGCAAAGAUAGUUGUUGCAACGCGCCAUAUGAAAACUCUGCACUUACUCCGCCGGGAUAUAAGCCUUGUCAAUUAGUCACUGGAAAAACAUGUAGCCCAUCUGCGGGACCGUGCUGCAAUCCGGUAACCUGUAAUUACCAACCGGCUGCUGGCAAUGUUAGUUGCGCGAAGGCUGGAGAAUGCAGCUUGGAAGCUUUCUGUGAUGGAACUAAUUAUACUUGUCCAACCGCUGAGCCAAAGCCAGAUAUUCAGACUACAUGCGCUAAUGGUGUUAAGGUAUGUAAGGAAGGGCAAUGCGAAGGAUCUAUAUGCGAAAAGUUCGGACAAGUUUCAUGUACUUGCACAGUUACAACAGAUUUGUGUAGCAUUUGUUGCAUGAAUAAGACUAGCAAAUGCGCUGUUGCCAGCUGGAUUUCUGGAGUUAAGAAUUUAUCCCCGGGUACUCCAUGUAAUGCCUUCACUGGAUAUUGCGAUGUAUUCGGUAAAUGUAGACAGGUUAACGAGGAUGGUCCACUAAAUAGACUUACGAAUAUUCUAUUUUCUGCCGAAACUAUCCAGAAUUUGUUGGAUUGGAUAAAAAAGUAUCCUUGGGCUGUAGCGUUAAUUUGUCUUGGUGUUAUUAUGUUUAUGGCGUUAUUUAUUAAAGCUUGUAGUGUACAUACACCCAGUAGUAAUCCAACCAUGGUUAGGCACCGUCAGUUAACACUUCGUCGAAGUCGACGCUAUCGCGAUGACCAAGAUCCGCAAUUACAAAGACGUCUUCCGCCGUCUGGCCCUGGAGAUGCUAGAUACUUUAAGCAAGAUCCUAGAGCUCCACAAUCUAGUGAUCAUCAAGGUGCCAGCCAUCACGGUAAGCACGGAUAUCAGGCGAAGGCUCAGUAUCGCGAUCGUACAGAAUUACAGCAUAUAACAGCUAUAAAACCUAAAGCAUAA